ACCGUAGUACGGUCUCUCUAAAAUGUAAAUUUGCACGUGUGGUAUUAAGAGCAUAUUAAACUUUAAUAAUUAAAGGCAAUUCAAUUCACCAGUACUGCGACAAAGAGCUCAAUAAACGAUAAACGAUAUGGACCAACAAGACGAGUUAAGUAUGGAGCUGGUUGAAACUGCGGACGAGGAAAGUGAAAUGGAUUCGGAUACCGAAACCGCCGAACCUCAGAUGCCAAAAGAGGUAUAUUUACCCGGUAAUGUACUGGCCGAGGACGAGGAACUCGUCUGCGACGAGAGUGCAUACUUGAUGCUGCAUCAGGCUUCCACGGGAGCUCCGUGUCUAAGUUUCGAUGUCAUCCCCGACGAGUUGGGCACAGGGCGGCAGUCCUUCCCGUUAACAGCUUAUAUGGUGGCUGGCACUCAAGCUUCUCGUACCCACGUAAACAACAUUAUUGUAAUGAAGAUGAGCAACAUGCACAAGACGCAAAACGAUGACGACGACGACGACGACGAGGAGUUGGAGGACGAUCAGGACGAUGUGUCCGACCGCGAAGACCUUAAAAAACCGCAGAUGACCUGUGCCCUGAUCAAGCACCAAGGAUGCGUCAAUCGCGUUCGUGCCCGACGCAUAGGCAACACUGUGUACGCCGCCUCUUGGAGCGAGCUAGGCCGCGUGAACAUCUGGAACCUGACCCAACCUCUGCAGGCCGUGGAGGAUGGUCAGCUGCUCAAGCAGUACCAACAGAAUGAGGAACGCCCGGUGUUUACAUUCGGUGGCCACCAGCAGGAGGGUUUCGCGGUGGACUGGAGUCCCAGUGCGGACGGUGUGCUGGCCACAGGCGACUGUCGGCGGGACAUCCACGUGUGGAGUCCCCUGGAGGACGGCACCUGGAAGGUGGACCAACGCCCGCUGGCGGGUCACUCGCAGUCGGUUGAAGAUCUGCAAUGGAGCCCGAACGAGCGCAGCGUGCUCGCGUCUUGCUCGGUGGACAGGACUAUCCGCAUUUGGGACUGCCGAGCGGCGCCGCAGAAGGCCUGCAUGCUUACUUGCCGGGACGCCCAUGAGAGCGAUGUGAACGUAAUUUCGUGGAACCGCACUGAGCCUUUUAUCGCCAGUGGCGGUGAUGACGGCUGCCUGCAUAUUUGGGACCUUCGCCAGUUUCAAACCGAAAAGCCCAUUGCCACUUUUAAACACCACACGGACCACAUUACCACUGUAGAAUGGAGUCCCAGCGAGGCUACCGUCUUGGCCUCUGGCGGCGACGACGACCAAAUUGCCUUGUGGGACUUGGCUGUUGAGAAAGACACUGAUCAGGUGCAGGACCCGGCCAAGAACGAAAAUGAGCUUAGCAAGCUACCACCCCAGCUGCUUUUUAUUCACCAGGGCCAGAAGGAGAUUAAAGAGCUACACUGGCACGCUCAAAUGCCAGGAGUACUAAUCUCUACAGCCCACAGUGGCCUUAACAUUUUCCGCACCAUCAGUGUAUGACCCCGCAUUAUAAUAUGAGCUAAUAACUAUAAACUAAUAAAUUCGAUUUCGAAGAGAA
Drosophila subpulchrella is the source of this 1538-nucleotide messenger RNA. Its product is annotated as glutamate-rich WD repeat-containing protein 1. NCBI's taxonomy places the organism in Eukaryota, Metazoa, Arthropoda, Insecta, Diptera, Drosophilidae. The transcript has a single exon. The record is from RefSeq and is a predicted model, not a curated record. The coding region runs from base 128 to 1480 and encodes 450 amino acids. Gene Ontology annotation, molecular function: protein binding.